Eremomyces bilateralis CBS 781.70 is the source of this 2810-nucleotide messenger RNA. RefSeq lists its product as uncharacterized. Gene Ontology annotation, cellular component: nuclear pore; nuclear pore central transport channel. Gene Ontology annotation, biological process: RNA export from nucleus; protein import into nucleus. Bases 416 to 2533 code for a protein of 705 amino acids. The record is from RefSeq and is a predicted model, not a curated record. NCBI's taxonomy places the organism in Eukaryota, Fungi, Ascomycota, Dothideomycetes, Eremomycetales, Eremomycetaceae. Gene Ontology annotation, molecular function: structural constituent of nuclear pore; phospholipid binding. The transcript is spliced from 4 exons.
AGACUGUAACACACGCGACGCGACUUUUGAUCCAGCUUACCUGCAGUGUGUUGUUCUGUACAGUUGAAGAGUCUGGAAGAGUCUAAGGCAAAGACAGGCUCCCGUCUUACGCUGCUUCCAUUCAUUGUUGAACUCAGACCCCUUUCACCUCGAAACUUCUAAUCCCUUCAAUCCAAGCUACAAACCACGAUGAACCUCCGAACAUCCUGAUUUUCUUCCACCACCAUCCUUUCCUGCGAUCCAUCGAUCCCGUGUUGCUGGUUUAUUACAAUUUGACACGUUCUAUCGCGGGUGGAUAAAGACCAGGCCUUUCCACAGCCUGAGUUCGCCGGAAUCUUAGUGCAACGACCCGAUCAAGCUUCGGAAACUCGCCUACUCUCAAGCAUUCAUUUCGCCAGCCUUACAACCACGCAACAUGUCUAGUUUUAAUUUUGGAGGAACCUCUCAGGGCGGUGAGAAGAAGAAUCCGUUCAGCGCGACCGCCUCGACCCCUGGCUCCUCCCUCUUCGGAGGAAGUGCUGCAAACCCACCAUCUUCAUCACCGUUCGGCGCAAAGCCACCCCAAUCAGGCGGCCUUUUUGGUGGUCUUGCAGGCCAACCCAGCGGAUCUAGUCCCUUCGGAGGAGCGCCCGCACAGAAAGACGAGGGUCCCAAACCGUUCGGAGUGUCGGGAGCCACACCUACGCCGGCGGAGAGCAAGACGCCUGGGCUUUUCAUGAGCACGACACCACAAGCUGGAAGUUCCGGUCUGUUUCAGAAGCCGAAUCCAGCUGGAAAUGCGCCCUCGAAUUCGGGCGGCGGAGGCAAUCAGCCCACUCCAGGAUCGACGAAUACCCCAGGAUCUUCCUACAACUUCACCAACACUACACCGGCUUCUAAUGCAGGCGGAGCAGCAUCCUCAAUGUUUGGCAAGCCAGCGGGAUCCGGAAGUUUAUUCUCUCCUGCGCCAGCUUCGGGACCAGCUGGUACCAGUACACCCGCCACCAGUAAACCGACGCUCUCAUUCAUGACAUCCACCACUCCAGCUGGCCCUCCUCCCGCGACAUCAGGGCCAUCAUUCCCAACUAGCGGAUCGCAAACGACGAGUUCCGCGUUCGGAAACGCGCAAAAGCCUGCGUCACUCUUCGGGGGCGUCGCAGCAAAUCAGGGAGCCACUUCAACUGGCCCAACUGCGAUGGCUGGUUUUGGCGGAGUCGGUAAACCGCAAGGCGGGAUAGCGGGACAGCAGCCUUCUUCGGCAUCUACCCCUUCGACCUCCACACCAUUCCCCGCGACUGCUGCUCCAAGCGGCCCUCAGCAGGGUUCUGCAGUUAGCCUGUUCGGUCAGAAUACUGCCUCGCAACCCCAAGCAUCGGCCCAGAGCACUCAAACUGCAGGGUCAUCUCUCUUCAGCAGAACUAGCGAUGGGUUCUCGAGCUCCCCCUUUGCUGGUGGAGCCAAGAUUAAUCAGCCAGCUUCAACCGCGCCACUAUCCUCACAGCAGCCUGCACAACAGCCUGCAACCGGAGGUCUAUUCAAGUCUUUCCCCACUAAAGCCGACGCUCCCACGUCGGGGCCUCCGACCUCCACCGCAGCGAACACUGCAGCUCCUGCAUCCACAACGACUUCUGCCGCCCAACCCGCCACUACUGCUCCCACCCUUGGCACGGGGCUCUUCCAGAAAUCGGGACUUCCCGGAGCCGCUACGUCGUCCGCAUUGGGGACAACGGGGACAACCACCCCCGCCUCUUCUACCGCUGCUCCAGCAUCAACCCAAGCCGCUGCUCCAGCGGCGAAGGCGACCACGGCGGCGAUGGCUCCGCCAGGAAUGGGACCUAGUCCUGCGCAACUCCACCAAUCGACCGGUCCGACUCCCGACCCGACCUCCCGGUUGAAGAAUAAGUCGAUGGAUGAGAUCAUUACCAAGUGGGCGACGGACCUGACCAAAUACCAAAAAGAGUUCACACGAUCCGCCCAGCAAGUCGCGGGAUGGGACCAGCUGCUCGUGGAGAAUUCCGACAAGAUCUCCAAGCUGUACAGCAAGACCUUCCAUGCUGAGAGGGAUGCGGCCGAAAUCGAUAAGCAGCUAUCGACGGUGGAGAGCCAGCAGGAUGAGCUCCAGCACUUUCUCGACCGAUAUGAACGGGAGAUCGACGAGCUGUUGGUGAAGGGUGGUGUCAUGGGCCCGGAUGGCGUUGGAUUACAAGGGGUCGACCAGGAGCGGGAGAGAACGUACAAACUUGCGGAGAGGCUGACGGAGCGAGUCAAUGGGCUGAACCGCGAUGUCACGGAUGUCAUUGACGAGAUUAACAACGUGUCGUCAUCUCUUAGCAAAACGAACAACCCCGAUGAUCCGCUCUCACAUGUCGUCAAGGUGCUCAACAGCCACCUUCAGCAAUUGCAGCAGGUGGACACUGCUACGGCAGGUCUGAAGGAGAAGGUCGAGGCAGCGCAAAAGGAUAGCGUUCGCGCGAAUGCGUCAUGGAACGGGUCUCAAUCGAUGGGGAGUGAUCCGGCCGCCGAUUUCUACCGAUCGUUCCGUGUCAGGCGUUGAGGGCGAUUCAGGAUGAUACCAUGUCUGCCAGUUCCGAACAUGCCACGACGUAAUCAUUGGACUAUAGUGUACAACAGGGCACCAUGGACUUAGGAUAAUGGCGCACUGGGGAGAUUUAUAACAGGAUUUGAUCAUUGGCAUUCGAGUCGAUGACAUUGUUGAGAAGGUUGCUCAGGCCAAGAGCUUCAGACCGAGUCGAGAGGCGAUGGCAGAUACGCAACAGGAUUCCAAAAAAUAAUACAAGCAUCAAAUGUCCGAGAUUCGUGCCAUAGUUUAU